UAGAAGCGUAGUCCAGUGUGCCCCGGUCUUCGCCAUCUCCGUGUCGAUCUUUCUCGCUCAAAACCCAAAUCUAGAAGAGAGAUCUUUCUCCCCUCUUUCUCCCUUCGCGUUCUUCGUGUAGCAGUCGACAAAUUGGGUUGAUUCUUCGUCUUGGAGUUGGCGACUCCAAUGUCAUCGGAGAUCGAAGUGGUGGAGGAGGGGGCAGAGGUCACGGGAGGGGCAGCGGCGUCGGGAAUGACCGAGGAGCCCUUGAAGAACGAUGUGUACACGGCGGCCGCGUACGGUGAUCUGGAGAAGCUCCAGAGGCUGGUGGAGGUGGAGGGAUGCUCCGUCUCGGAGCCGGAUGGGGCCGGGUAUUACGCCCUCCAGUGGGCAGCCCUCAAUAAUCGCACCGCCGUCAUCCAGUACAUCAUCGAGCAUGGAGGAGAUGUAAAUGCUACCGACAACACGGGGCAAACAGCCCUCCAUUGGAGUUCAGUGCGGGGGCACAUCCAAGCUGCCGAGAUACUGCUCAAGGAAGGUGCUCGUGUUGAUGCCUCAGACUUGUAUGGAUAUCAGACCACUCAUGUUGCAGCACAGUAUGGUCAGACAGCAUUUAUCUAUCAAAUCAUUAUAAAAUGGAAUGCUGAUCCUGAUAUCCCUGAUAAUGAUGGACGGAGUGCUUUACACUGGGCUGCUUAUAAGGGAUUUGCUGAUUCCAUUCGCCUUCUUUUAUUUCUAGAUGCCUACAGGGGGCGGCAGGAUAAAGAGGAUUGCACUCCCCUUCAUUGGGCUGCUAUCAGAGGAAAUCUAGAGGCAUGCACAGUUCUAGUUCAAGCAGGGAAGAAAGAGGACUUGAUGAUUACAGAUAGGGCUGGUUUAACUCCUGCUCAACUUGCUUCAGAUAAGGGACAUCAUCAAGUUGCUUUUUUCCUUGGCAAUGCUAGAAGGGUGUUUGACAGGCGAUGUGAUGGGAAUAGCAAUUUCGGCAGGUUAUCAAAGUUAGGACUUGCACCUGUUCUUUGUUGUGUCAUAGUUGCUAUGCUGUUUACGUACAUACACUCAGUCAUUGCAGGUUCUUAUGUCUUGAGAUUAACCAUUGUCUUUGGGCUUUUUGCCUGGUUAGGAGUCUUCCUGUCAGUUACAGGAUUAGUUAUGUUUUAUAGGUGUAGCAGGAAAGAUCCUGGUUUCAUCAAUAGGAGCACAAGGGAUUUACAAAGCAUCAGAGAUGAUGAACCUUUGCUAAAAUCGGAGUUAAAUCAUCCUGCACUGAUGGCCGGGAAUUGGUCUCAGCUGUGUGCAACGUGCAAGAUUGUCAGGCCACUGCGUGCAAAGCAUUGUUCCACUUGUGACCGAUGCGUAGAACAGUUUGAUCAUCACUGUCCUUGGGUAUCUAACUGUAUCGGCAAGAGAAAUAAAUGGCACUUCUUGAUGUUUCUCGUUCUCGAAAUCUCUGCUAUGAUUGUCACUGGUUUAGUCGCCAUUACAAGAAUUGUGAGAGAUCCUUCUCCGCCUUCUUUCGGUGGAUGGUUGAGUCAUAAUGUUGCUGAGCAUCCUGGAGUCGUUUCAUUUCUAGUAAUGGAUUUUUUCCUCUUCUUUGGUGUUGCUGCAUUGACAUUUAUCCAAGCAUCACAGAUUGCACGAAACAUAACAACAAAUGAAAUGUCAAAUGCCAUGCGAUACAGCUACCUCAGAGGUCCGGGCGGACGAUUUCAGAACCCCUACGACCAUGGUACUCGCAAGAACUGCUCGGAUUUCUUGUUCAAGGGGUACAACGAGGACGUGGAGCUUCCAGAUCAAACACCUGCCGCUCAAGAGCUGGGGAUGAUUCAAAUGACCCGAAGCCCAAAUGCGCAAAAUGGGGAGAACCAUUCGCAUCAAGUGAGCAACGGCCAUGUCUGUGCUGAUGCUCAGGCCAAAGAUACCAAACAUGUUAAUCAUUCAAAAUGCUGCAACGGCAACAAUAACAGUAAGAGCAAUGGCGUGCCACUCGGACUAGGCUUAGGCUUUGGCCUUGGUCGAAGCAACCGGCACAACACAAGGAUUCUUCCAUUGUGAUACUUCAUUUUACACCUUCGGCUUGUUCGCCAUGUAUCAUAAUUACCGAAAAUAUUCUCCAAUAUUUGUGAUUGACAUCUAGAUCUUGUGUUAAGUUAUUGUAUCAUCUUGAAGCAGUUCUUGCCCGAUGAAUUAUUCUACUCAUUAGCAUUGUAUAUUUUCUGACAUGAAUAUUUAUAUAAUUGUAAGGAGGGAAAAAAAAAUACUAAUUGACUACAAGUCAAAAUAUU
This is a messenger RNA of Zingiber officinale, 2267 nucleotides long. Its product is annotated as protein S-acyltransferase 24-like. Bases 169 to 2037 code for a protein of 622 amino acids. The record is from RefSeq and is a predicted model, not a curated record. NCBI's taxonomy places the organism in Eukaryota, Viridiplantae, Streptophyta, Magnoliopsida, Zingiberales, Zingiberaceae. Gene Ontology annotation, cellular component: Golgi membrane. Gene Ontology annotation, biological process: protein palmitoylation. Gene Ontology annotation, molecular function: protein binding; palmitoyltransferase activity. The transcript is spliced from 13 exons.